GGCGGGCGGGACCCCAGACGAGGAGGGGAAAGCCUGGAACAGGAUAUCGGGAUGAUACAACCGUGCCUGUUAGGGGAUAUAUCAUACAGUGACUCCGCAUGUACGUGGCUCUCACGCAAUCACUAUGGCAGCCACGAUAGCAGCUGCAGCACAGCCUGCGGCGCCAUCAGCAUCAGCGCUAGCGCCCCGUGAGCACCGAGUGCUCACGCCGGAAGAGUUCCGUGCGCCAGGUCGAUCAAAGCGAAUCAGUCGAUAUUCGAUGAACCGCUCGCAGGAAGCUCUCAGGUGCUUGACGAACCAACACGGCCAAGAUGGCAUUGACGGCAGCAGCGGAUACAUUGGUUCUGUCGAGCGACUCGCCUUGUCUUCUACCAGCCUGGAGAGCUUGAGCCUGCACCGCACGCCAUCGUCCACGCCGCCUUCGCCCGGCAUCCAGUCACCGUAUUCACCCUACACGACCGAUCGAUGCUCUCCACUCGUAGGAACUUCUCCGCGUCGGCUGUCAGCCAAUCAUCUUCCAUUGCCGCCGCAGCAGCAGCCAUUGGCCAGAGCGUCCUCAUCGCCACCCUCUUCGUUCCCGCACCACAUGGUGGAGCACUGGAACAGCUAUGUCCCGAGCCUGCGCAAGGCUUCGAUCGCGUCCAUUAGCAGCGCAAACUCUGCUUCCUUCGGCUCCGCCGACGAAAUGCAUCAACCGCUGCUGCCGAACAGGCCCAGCCAUGCCAACCUGGAUACAGUUGUCAGUGGCGUCGGCCCAGAUCCGCUACCCUCGAAUAUCCCUGUUCAGCCACAGUCACAGCAACAACAACAACAACAACAACAGCAGCAGUCGCAGACGCAACAACCACGGGACACCCUGCCCUCCAACAUUGCUUUGCUAACUGCAUACGAGCGUUCCGAGCAAGUCAGGCGCAAUCAGAAGCUCACCAGGCUGCUCGGAGAAGAGUCGGCCGGCACGAUCGCCAGCAUAGUCCCGUACAUGCGGCCCCAGCAGGCAAAAGCUGCGGCGCUCGCGCAGCGGAGUUUCAGGCGUCGGCGCGGCAGCGUCGAUGCAGCCGACCCGGCGUCUUUGCUCAGCUCUGUCAGCGCCACCACGACAUGCACCACUGCGAGAAGCAGCAAGGACAACAACAACAGUCGCUAUAUGCAGCACAGCGGCUGGGGCUCGGGAGCUGGCUUGGUCGCGAGCUCGCCCGCAGCGCGCAAACGCUCCGCGAGCUUCUCGUGCGUCUCGCCCAACCUCUCUCCGCAAGGCACAUCGCACCAAGCCAUUGACGGCAUCUACCCGCUUAGCCCCACCGCGCGGCCGAUCAUCAGUCUGGUGUACUUGCAGCCUCAUUCUGAUCCCGUCAACGUGCAGCCCAAAGCAGCAGCCGUACUCGGCCUCGAGCCAGGAUCCAAUCGGCCCAGCCCUGCUGCUUGCGCUGCUGUUACGACUAUCGCCGCGACGCAGACGCAGAACUCCGCGUCGACUAUACCCAAGUCACUGCAGAAGCUGCACCUGCGCUCCCAGGCUUCCGGCCCCAAGCGGGUUGCAUCUCAUACAUACCCUUCCUCCGCUGGCUUCGGCACUGGUGUCGGCAACAACAGUGGCGGCCCACUGAGCGCGCUGGACGCGCUCGGUGCGCGCACCAACACGCUCAGCCGCGAAGAACGCAAGAAAAAGAUCGCAAAGCUCUCCCGCUGGCUCGGUGCCGUCGUACCACCAGAGAUGAUCGUCUCGGGCCAUCUUGUGCAGGAUGCAACGACGCCGACAGCCGAAAGCGCCACGUCAUCUCCCUUCUCGGCAUCUACCGCUGGCCUUUUGAAGGCGCUCCGAAGGGACGGCUACGGGUCGGGCGUGGCGGCAGCAGCGGUGGACGAGGGAAACAGCAGGCAGUUGCAGUUCACCAACACGGCCGACCUCAAGUCGCCUAGUUCCCUGCCAGAAGCAGAACAAGGCUUCGCGUCGAGCUUUUCUGCGCGCGAACGAUUCGCCAGCGUCAAAAAGGCGAGCAAGCUGGAGAAGAUGUUUGGCGAAAAGGUACCCCUGGCGCUGAUGAUCGCGUCACAGCGCGCACAUGAGCGGCCGGUAGCGAACUCGUCUGUGCCUCGCGGGGUCAGUCAUCGCGAUAGCAGAGGAGAUGGCAUAAUCUCCUUCAUCUCUCCAGAUGACGCGGUCAGCAAGUUCGACACUGUCUGCACGAGUUCGUCACAGCAGAGCAACUCGUCCGGCAGCGCAUACAGGCACUCCAUCUCCAGCUUGGCGUUUCUCCUAGACACCGACCGGGAUCUCCUGAGCGAGAUCAUCUGCUCACUCGAGGAGGACGAAGGUGGCGACAACGGCGGGCCCGUCAGCUUUCGUUCGCUCUCAGUCGAAUCUCUCGAUCGUAUAACCAGUGCCUGGAAGCGACCCAGCUCCGCCGGUCUCCUGCAGCGCUCCGCUGUCGAAACUACAUCGAUCAGGUUGCCCCUCGCUACGUCACCUGCCACACCAAGCACCGUCGAGGCGCCCACAGCGCACAGCUGCCAGCCAGAAGCGCAGGCGUCGUACCUCGACAGCGACUUAGAAUCCAUGAUCGGGUCGCUCAUUACACAAGAGUCGGUGGACGACGCGGAUGGCCAGCAUGAGCUGCGGCGGCAUCGAGCGCGAAAGGCACAGAGACUGAGCAAAUUUUUCGGCGAAGCUGUGCCUCUGGACAUAUCUGAAAUCACAGUGGGCGUUGGGCCGUCCAAACUGGCAUUGCAGAUUGGCAGCGGCCAGAUCGCAGCCGCUUCGGGCAUUGUGACGAACACAGGCAGCAGCGACAGUGGCGGAAACAGCACGUCUUUGCGCUCGCGCAAAGACCCGUCCGUGCAGCGCACCCGGACAUCGUUCCUCAGCCUCAUGGACAGCUUUGAAGUUGAAGUCGCGGAGGACCCACACUUGUCGGAAAAGGAAAGGUCCGAGAUCGAAAGAAGGGCAGAGAUGGUGCGUGCUCGUGGCGCUCAAGCAUUUACAACCACAACAUAAGGGGAAGAGAGAUCACGGAAACACAGCCAAGCAAGAUUUGACAUUCAUACGACCAGCAUGUAUUC
This is a messenger RNA of Tilletiaria anomala UBC 951, 3057 nucleotides long. RefSeq lists its product as uncharacterized. The transcript is spliced from 2 exons. Lineage: Eukaryota; Fungi; Basidiomycota; Exobasidiomycetes; Georgefischeriales; Tilletiariaceae. The record is from RefSeq and is a predicted model, not a curated record. The coding region runs from base 125 to 2992 and encodes 955 amino acids.